UUCACAAAGGCAAAAUUUAGGAGAGUUUGAUAACAUCUUAAAUCUUGAGUACUAAUAGCUUGGAUAAAAUAGGGAUCCAAGAUUUACAAUUGGCGCUUACUUUCAUUGUUAUGUGGGUAGUAUUUGGUACUUUGUUUAAAUAAAUUAUUAAAAAUUACAUAAAAUAAAAAUAAAAAUAAUUAAAAAGAUCCUAUUCAAUUGUUGCUUUAUAUCGGUUUAUUGGUUCAACUUUAAUUGGACCGGUCCUGUCCUGGUAAAACUUAAAAAGGAAAUCCUCAGCAAUAUUCAUCCUAAAACUAUUGAAAUGAAGACAAUAAUUUAUUUGAAAAAUAUAAUUAGAUCACCCUUUUUCUUUUCAUUUUGCUAAUUAACUAAAUAGAAGAUUCUCAAAACUCUGGCAAAAUUAUGAAGUACUGAUGAAUAGAGAGAGAGUGGUAGUGUUACCCUUAAAAAGUACAUUCGAAAAGAUUCAUGCCCAGAACAAAAUAAGCAAAAAUGUGUAUAGUGGUAUCUGGGUCCAAAAUAUAGACACUUGCGCAUCGAAUUUGUAAUAAAAACGCAGCCUUCAACACAUUUGAAGGCAGAGCUACUACAUAGGCCAUGAAGUGCCGAUCCGUGGCGUGUAUAUGGUCAGGCACGCCUCCGGCCCACCGUGUCACAGCCACAGCCGCUCUCAACCACCCUCCGACUCUCUACACCGGCGGAUCCGAUGGCUCCAUCCUCUGGUGGAACCUCUCCAAUUCAGAUUCCCACCCGGAAAUUCGACCAAUUGCUAUGUUGUGCGGUCAUGCUGCACCAAUAGCUGAUCUCGCCAUUUGCUGUCCCAUUGUAGUAUCUGGAGAACAAAGCAUGGACUAUUCAAGUAAUGUUGCUUUCAACUCUAGCUUUGAUAAUGGGGGUGCCUUACUAAGUGCUUGUACUGACAGUAUGUUGUGCGUCUGGAGCAGAAGUAGUGGCCACUGCAGGCGUAGAAGAAAACUGCCACCUUGGGUGGGCAGCCCAUCAAUUAUUCGUACAUUGCCUUGGAAUCCAAGAUAUGCUUGUGUAGGCUGUUGCUUUGUUGAUGCUGCCCAUUUAACUGACCACCAGUUGAUGGAAUCUGCCGAAGGGGGUGAGAUUUCAAUGGAUAAAGAAUCUCAGAACAGGAAGCCUCCUAAGUGUACUGUUGUUAUUGUUGAUACGUAUACUCUUACUAUUGUACAAACCAUUUUUCAUGGGAAUUUGUCCAUUGGGCCUUUGAAGUUUAUGGAUGUUGUAUCUUCAGUUGAUGAUGGAGAAAUACAUUGUUCACUCUUGGCUGACUCCUUUGGUAAGCUGCAGUUGGUUCCUUUGUCAAAGGACUUUCAUCAAGGUAGUGAGGGUGAGACUAGGUUGCAGAAACCUUCUAAGCAAGAAAUAGAGGCAUGGGAAGAUGGCCUUGUUGAGGCUGGACAAGUAGUAUCAAUUGCAACAUGUAGGACUACUGUUGCUACUGUUUUAAAAGAUCGAUCUAUAUUUAGGCUGUUGGACGGUGCCAUUACAAUAGGUGUGAUUCUUUUCAUGAACAAUGUCCUUUGCGUUGAAGAUGAUCAUGGUCAGUCACAUGUUGUAGGGGCUAUGUUUCUUGAAAGUAAAAAUUAUGGGAAUGCACAAAUUACUGGUGUAACCCAUGAAUCUGAAAAUUUUUUAGUGUGGAAUAAUAGAGGAUCUGCAGUUUUGUAUGCAAUAUCAUAUUUAGAUAACACAUUCAAUUAUGAGCCUCUUUGUGAAAUCCCUGCCACGUCAUUUCCCCUGGGUGCAAGGUUGUCUUUUUCUUUUGUCCACUUGAGCCAAAUACUUCUUCGGGUUGAAUCAGUUUGCUUCACUAUUGAAGACUCAUUUCAAUGGAAACCACGUGUUACAAUCUGGUCACUUCAGCAGAGAUGUGAUCGUGGCAAACUCUUGGAUGAAUGCAAAAUGCCUGGAGAAGGCAUUUCGUUUCUUGGCUGGACUCCGACUGCUGGUUUCGAUCAUAAAAGCGAAUCUUUGGGUGGAUUCCAUACCAAAUUAACAUCUAUUCAGAGCUCUGUUUCCGCCUCAGAAACUGUCGAUAGCAUACAUUUAGAUGAUAGUUGUUAUUCUGUCCCUAAGGGACAAAUUGUAUCUUCUUCCAUGGUUAUUUCUGAAAAUCUUUAUGCUCCUUCUGCGAUUGUAUAUGGCUUCUUUAGUGGUCAAAUCCAAGUUGUGUGGUUCAAUUUGUUUAGGGGGCUUGAUUCUCCAGCUGGAAGCCCACGCCUUGAGGUAGACUCUCAUAUAUCCAAACAAAACUUUGUGGGGCAUACGGGUGCUAUCCUAUGUCUGGCAGCACAUCGGAUGAUGGGUGCUGCAAAAGGAUGGAGUUUUAGUCAGGUUUUAGUUUCUGGAAGCAUGGAUUGCACUAUUCGUAUAUGGGAUCUUGAUUCUGGUAAUCUUGUUACAGUCAUGCACCAACAUGUUGGUCCUGUGCGCCAAAUCAUUCUACCCCCUGCUCGAACUGAACGCCCUUGGAGUGAUUGCUUUCUCUCUGUCGGAGAGGACUCUUGUGUUGCUCUUACUUCACUUGAGACAUUAAGGGUGGAGAGAAUGUUUCCUGGACAUCCUGACUAUCCUGCAAAAGUUGUUUGGGAUGGUGCAAGAGGUUAUAUUGCAUGUCUCUCUCGGCACCAUUCCAGAGUUUCUGAUGCCAUUGAUGUUCUAUACAUAUGGGAUGUGAAGACUGGGUCCAGAGAAAGGGUCCUUCGUGGGACUGCUUCACAUUCGAUGUUUGAUCAUUUCUGCAAAGAAAUUAGCGUGACUUCUGUUUCUGGUUCAUCACUGAGUGGAAAUACCUCGGUUUCAUCAUUACUUCUUCCAAUACAUGAGGAUGGGAACUUAUCUCAGCACAGGUUAAAUAGUUCAGAAAGUGGGGUUUCUUUGUCAAAAAUGACUGGGUCUAGUACUUUGCUAGCAAAUAAUAGUAAACUGAAUUCUGGAAAGGCGCCAUUUGAUUCUCUAACCAGAAAGCAACCUAUUAAAUGCUUUUGCCCAUAUCCUGGAAUUGCUACCCUGAGUUUUGAUCUUGCAGCAUUGAUUGAUCCUUGUCAGAAGUGCAAGCGUAUCUCCAAGAAUGGUGAUGGGCGAGAGAAUAGCUAUAUAAAGGAACAUUUGAGUGAGACAUUUAGUCCCCGUCAUUUAAAUUUGGAUGAUGGCUUUAACACUGAUCAGAGUUCAACAGAUGCCAUAGAAGAGCAUGACUGGAUCAAGUCACUUGAAGAAUAUCUUGUUCGAUUUAGUUUGUCCUUUUUGCAUUUAUGGGAUGUGGAUUGUGGUCUAGAUGACUUAUUAAUAGCUGACAUGAAGCUGAAAAGACCAAAUGGUUUUAUAGUAUCUUCUGGCUUGCAAGGUGAUAAAGGGUCUUUGACACUGACAUUUCCUGGUUUUACGUCAAGUCUUGAGCUUUGGAAAUCGUCGUCAGAGUUUUGUGCUAUGAGGUCACUGACAAUGGUUUCUCUUGCCCAACACAUGAUUAGCUUGUCCCAUCCAAGUUCAUCUGCCAGCAGUGCCUUGGCUGCAUUCUAUACUAGGAAUUUCGCUGACAAAUAUCCAGACAUAAAGCCUCCUUUACUCCAGCUUUUGGUGAGUUUUUGGCAAGAUGAAAGUGAACAUGUACGCAUGGCAGCACGGUCUUUAUUUCAUUGUGCUGCAUCACGAGCUAUUCCAGCCCCACUCUGUAGUCAACAAGCGACUAAGCAUGCAAAACUUCUAAGAUCUCUGACUGGAAUUGAAGAAAGCGAAAAUGAAUUUUCAAGAAAAGAAGAAACUAUAGUUGGGCUGAGUUCUGAAUGUUUGUUGGAAACAGAGGGGACUUCUCAGGUUGAGAAAGCUAAACUGCUUGGAUGGCUAGAAUCUUAUGAAAUCCAAGACUGGAUUUCUUGUGUUGGGGGAACAAGUCAAGAUGCUAUGACAUCUCACAUCAUUGUUGCUGCAGCAUUGGUAAUAUGGUACCCUAGCCUUGUGAAGCCAAGUCUUGCCACACUGGCUGUUCAACCAUUGGUGAAGUUGGUUAUGGCAAUGAAUGAAAAAUAUAGCUCCACUGCUGCAGAGCUACUUGCAGAAGGAAUGGAGAGUACAUGGAAGGCAUGCAUUGACACUGAGAUACCACGUUUGAUUAGUGACAUAUUCUUUCAAAUUGAGUGUGUAAGUGGUCCUUCAGCCAACUCAGCUGGUGAAAAUCCAGCUGUACCAGCAUCGAUCCGUGAGACAUUAGUUGGGACCCUUCUUCCAAGUCUAGCAGUGGCUGAUAUUCUUGGAUUUUUAACUGUAAUAGAAAGCCAAAUUUGGUCUACUGCAUCUGAUUCACCUGUCCACCUAGUAUCUCUCGCAACUCUCAUUAGGGUUGUGCGUAGUUCCCCAAGAACCUUGGUUCAGUACCUUGAUAAGGUGGUUAACUUCAUCCUACAAACUAUGGACCCUGGAAACUCUGUCAUGCGCAAAACUUGCCAUCAACAUUCAAUGACAACAUUAAGGGAAGUUAUACGCGUGUUUCCAAUGGUAGCCAUGAAUGAAAGCUCCACUAAGUUGGCUUUUGGUGAUGCUAUUGGGGAGAUUAAUGGGGCUAGCAUUCGGGUGUAUGACAUGCAAAGUGCGACAAAAAUCAAAGUUUUGGAUGCAAGUGGACCUCCUGGACUUCCAAGUUUGCUUUUAAGAGCACCCGAAAUGUCAGUGACUACAGUAAUAUCAGCUCUGAGCUUUUCACCAGAUGGAGAGGGGUUGGUAGCUUUCUCUGAACAUGGGCUGAUGAUCCGAUGGUGGUCCUUGGGAUCCGUGUGGUGGGAGAAACUGAGCCGGAACCUUAAUCCUGUCCAGUGCACCAAAGUUAUAUUUGUUCCUCCGGGAGAGGGAUUCUCACCUAAAACUUCGAGAUCUAGCAUAAUGGGAAGCGUAUUGGGACAUGAUACCGAAGCCCAUUCACAGGAAGCUGCUGCUUGCUAUUCAGAUAAAUUAAAACUCUUGAUUCAUAACCUUGAUCUUUCUUACCGUCUCCAAUGGGUUGGCGAACGUAAAGUACUGCUGACUAGGCAUGGCCUUGAGAUAGGCAGCUUUCCAUUAUAAUAAUGCCGGCAACUGCACGAACUAGUUUCCUUUUGAAAGUCUUAACUUGGACUAAAACAUUGACAUCGGAUGCAUUCUAUGUAUUUGUGUCUAGCGGGACCGAUAUAUCUUCGGGUCGAUGAGGUCCAUGCGCAUUCUUCUCCGGGGAGCCGUUGAAUACAUUACUGGUUAGUACAAUCAAUUUUGGUUAGAAAAUGAUGCAUGAUUUAUCGAUGACACAGGCUGCUGAAUUGUUGAGAAUUUAUUUACGUGAUGGUUUCGAUGAUUUUGCUAUUUAAAUUAGACGUGGAUUUAGAUAAUAAUAUUGAAAUAGUAAACAUAUAAUAAAUAAUUGGGUUCUAGAUUAUCAUAUUUUUAUUCAAAAAUUCUUGUAAAUAUCUCAUAUCCUAUAUUUAGGAUCGUAAUGCUUGAUUUUCAUGUUUGACUUUUAAGUUUAA
Messenger RNA from Gossypium arboreum, 5525 nucleotides. RefSeq lists its product as uncharacterized. The record is from RefSeq and is a predicted model, not a curated record. Gene Ontology annotation, molecular function: protein binding. Bases 601 to 5088 code for a protein of 1495 amino acids. NCBI's taxonomy places the organism in Eukaryota, Viridiplantae, Streptophyta, Magnoliopsida, Malvales, Malvaceae. The transcript is spliced from 9 exons. Gene Ontology annotation, cellular component: cytoplasm.